AAACGUAAUCCAAAGGGGGCAUAUAAAGAGCAGCUCGUCAGCUCAGAGCUCAGCUCAGUUGAAUACUCGUAGCAUCGAUUGUCAGUCCAGCCUUUGGGAUGACCAACAAUCUUACUCUCGCACUGUUGCAAUUGCCGGUGGGCCCUGAUGUGGCAUUGAACGUGCGUCGAGCGGCGGAGGGCGUUGCACGGCUGAAGGCGGAUAAUCCGGAGCUGCAGCUGGCCAUUCUGCCGGAGAGCUUCAACGCGCCGUACGGCGUAGAGUACUUUGCCAAAUACGCCGAGUCGAUACCGGAUGGGGCCACAUGCCAAGCGCUGUCGCGCCUCGCCCAGAAGCUGGGCAUCUACAUUAUUGGGGGCAGCAUCGUGGAGCGCGAGGCGGGGAAACUGUACAACACCUGCACCGUAUGGGCGCCCAACGGCAGCCUCAUCGGAAGGCAUCGCAAGAUUCAUCUGUUCACCAUGAACAUUGAGGCCGCUCACGCUGGGGGCGUGCAGUUCGACGAAGGGGCUGCUCUAACGGCUGGCUCAGAGCUGACGGUGGUGAAGAUUGGCCAGCAGAAGGUCGGCAUUGGCAUCUGCCACGACAAGCGCUUCGAGGAACUGGCUCGGCUCUACCGCAACAUGGGCUGCUCCAUGCUGGUCUAUCCAUCCGCCUUCUGCAUCUGCCAGGGGCCCAUGCACUGGGAGCUUCUGCAGCGGGCCCGGGCCACGGACAAUCAGCUCUUCGUGGUUACCUGCUCGCCCGCCAGGGACAAUAUGUCGGGCUAUGUGGCCUAUGGCCACUCGAUGAUCGUGGACCCCUGGGCCCGGGUGCAGCGCGAGGCGGGCGAGGGAUGUGAGUUCAUCGUGGAGCGAAUCGACUUUGACAUGGUGGAGCAAGUGCGUCGCCAAAUUCCCAUUUACCAGCAGCGGCGCACCGAUGUGUACGCUGCGGCCAGAGCCGACCCUUAAAGCUCGGCCCCACAGCGAAUUUCAAUUAAAUAAUGAAUAGAGAACAAUUAAUAGCAGCGGGAGAGCAGCGGAGCAGUUCACUGAUACGACUUGACAUGCUUAUCGCCACAGAAACAGAAACUGAAACUGAAGCAUACAAAAUUAUGAAAAACAAAACGGAACGCUACGUUCGUACAUAUCACAUUAUAUUCCGACUUGAAGGUACCCGCUAUA
This is a messenger RNA of Drosophila obscura, 1166 nucleotides long. RefSeq names its product omega-amidase NIT2-like. Lineage: Eukaryota; Metazoa; Arthropoda; Insecta; Diptera; Drosophilidae. The transcript has 5 exons. The record is from RefSeq and is a predicted model, not a curated record. Gene Ontology annotation, molecular function: omega-amidase activity. Gene Ontology annotation, cellular component: mitochondrion. Bases 99 to 953 code for a protein of 284 amino acids. Gene Ontology annotation, biological process: L-glutamine metabolic process; oxaloacetate metabolic process.